Molecule: messenger RNA, 315 nt
Organism: Oikopleura dioica
Lineage: Eukaryota; Metazoa; Chordata; Appendicularia; Copelata; Oikopleuridae
Source: the annotation of a GenBank genome assembly
AUGCAAAGUAAUUUCCUUUCACCACUGUCAAGUGUCUCACACUUCGUUCAAUGGUUUAAAAAGUUUUUCGACGCUAACUAUCAGGGAGAACCUCUUGGUCCCGUUCAUGCGAGAGCGAACGCUGGUGUGACUCCCCGCUUCAAAUUCGCUGCAGUUUCUACAACAGCAAAGAAAGCACCCGCUCGAGCUGGAGCUCCCGCUGCUCGGGUCCUCGAAGCCCCAAGAACUCCUGCAUCGGAAAGACAAAGGAAAAAGAAGAACGCACGGCCUCUGCUUUUCUACCGUAUCAAGGAUGUCCCAAGCUCUAAAGGAUAA